AUGUCAAAACCCCUUAACGCUGAUGCCAAACGUCUGAGAACAAUCAUCGUAUCUUUCCCCAUUUUAGUGGUGACAACAGCUAUCCUGUACAGACGAACUAUGCUGGGAGAGGAGCAGCGGAAGAUACCACGAGAUACGACAGAUACGAAGAUUGCCCAGGAAAGAAUUGGUCAGGUGGGAGGUGUACCUUGGGAAGUACAGGGGAAGGAGCAUGCCUCUCAGCGGUCAGACUCAAUAUCUUGA
This is a messenger RNA of Kwoniella mangroviensis CBS 8507, 243 nucleotides long. RefSeq lists its product as uncharacterized. Lineage: Eukaryota; Fungi; Basidiomycota; Tremellomycetes; Tremellales; Cryptococcaceae. The transcript has 3 exons. The record is from RefSeq and is a predicted model, not a curated record. Bases 1 to 243 code for a protein of 80 amino acids.